This is a messenger RNA of Torulaspora globosa, 2775 nucleotides long. RefSeq names its product exoribonuclease II (gene DSS1). Gene Ontology annotation, biological process: mRNA catabolic process. NCBI's taxonomy places the organism in Eukaryota, Fungi, Ascomycota, Saccharomycetes, Saccharomycetales, Saccharomycetaceae. Bases 1 to 2775 code for a protein of 924 amino acids. The record is from RefSeq and is a predicted model, not a curated record. Gene Ontology annotation, cellular component: exosome (RNase complex); P-body. Gene Ontology annotation, molecular function: RNA binding; 3'-5'-RNA exonuclease activity. The transcript has a single exon.
AUGGUGCCUGGUAGAUGGCUGGCGAGGGCGCUGCAUGGCUCCGGGGCGCGGCUGCGGUCCGCUGCACGGAGACCCGCCGCAAGAUACGGGACGCGAGACGAGCUGGAGGUGCCGCCGCUGCCGAGCACGAGCAGCGUGCCGGACGCGCAGGCGAUCAGCGAGCAGUUCCUGGCCCGCACGGGGGACCUGGAGCCCGGCAUGGAGGUGAAGGAGCUGCCGCAGAUCCGGCGCGAGUUCGGCUCGCGGUACGAAGCCAGAUACAGCAAGCCGUCGCGGGCGUGGCUGCAGCGGUGCUGGCGGGGCCGCGACGAGCACCCCGAGGGCUCGGCGGCAGCCGCCCGGCUGACGCCGGGCGCGCUGAUGCGCAGGCCGCUAGCGGUCGGGGACCUGGUGCUGCUCAGGGCGCAUGCCGCCGAGCUGUGCAUGUGCGUCGAUGUGCCCGUGAGCACGCGGGACCCGCGCUACACGUUUGCCACCGUAGACGGGUCGCUGCGGUUCGGCUCCCGGAGCGCUGUGCUGCUGCGCAUACCGCGCGAACUACCCGCGGAGCUCUCGCGGCCCGCUACGCUGCUGGUGCGGGAGGCGAAACACGGGUUCGAGCCCGUGGGUACGAUCAAGAACCGUGCGGACGAGACGCUGCUGCUGCCGGUGGCGGCUCGGCGGCUCGUAACGAGCGGAGCCGCGGAGCAGAUCUCGCAGAGUGCGUGGGCGCAGCUGCCGAUCGCUCUGAAGAAGCUGGAGCUGCUGCACCGAAGGCUGCAGGACGCGGCGGGGCCGCAGGCGCUGCCCUUCUUCAAUCUUGUGCUGAUGGUGCAGUCGCUCGAGCUGUCGCGGGCCGUCGGCAGCGCCGACGGAGACCGGUACGUGGAACGAGUGAUCGCCGAGAGCGUGGCUACGUCGCGCUCGGAGAUGGACGCCUCCUGCCUGCUGGCCUGCUACUGGGGGCUGGAGGCGCAGCAGAAGAGCCAUCUGUGGGGAGACAUUACGAUGAGCAGGGCGCUGCUGUCGCCGGUAGCGGUGACGGUGCUGCCUUUCGAGUCGCAACAUCUGUUCUAUGCUAGGCUGAAAGAAGAGCUGAAGGCCGAUGGUCAUGUGAAAAUCAACGAGUUUGCCAGAUUGGCUAACGGAGGCCGGUACCGAGAGCUGGCGGAUUCGUUCCCGCAGAUCAUUCAGCUGUUCAAGGACUACGCGGCUGGCAACUUGCAAAGUAACGAGACCGCCGUCUCGCUGAUCGCUAACAUCUUCAGAAAGAUUCGCGAGUUUGCGGAGGGCGACAUCACGCGAGACAGGUGCGAGCAACUGCUCUCUCGGACUUUGGUGGAGGACGUAGUGGAAAACCCGAUCCACUGUAAUUUUGCGCUCGCGCUGCCCGGGAGCUCGCCAAGAAGCCAGGUGAACGAGACUGUGUAUGAGCUCGCGAAGCCGGUGGAGCAGAAGGAGGCGGCCGUGGAAAGGUUCGACUUUGGGGAUUUGCCGGUGUACUGUAUCGACGCCGAGGAUGCCCACGAGAUUGACGACGGUGUCUCGAUCGAGGACGCCGGGAAGGGGAGGUUCACGCUGCACGUCCACAUCGCCGAUCCAACCGCGCUUUUCCCCGAGAGUGGUCUGAACGAAGAAAGUGGCAUCAGAGACGAGAUUCUGAAAAUGGCUUUUGAAAGGGCUUUCACGACUUAUCUGCCCGACAUAGUCGUGCCGAUGCUUCCGAGGGCUUACUGCGAAGCGGGCGAUCUUGGUAAGCAGGGCCGCAAGACAAAGUGUGUCACAUUUUCGGUUGAUGUGAAGGUUUCUGGCGAGAGAAUAGAGGUGCUUUAUGAGACGUACAAGAUCCGCCUGGGGCUAAUUUCCAAUUUCCCCAAGGUUACCUAUGAGGUGGUCGACCAAUACCUAGAGGACGCUGGGAAAGGCAAAGCGGUGACGCCUCUUGUCCGCGACCUUCAAAAAAUGCACCGGAUCUCUGGCCUGUUGAGAAAAUCAAGGAUAUUCAACGAUGACGCCGUCGUCUUUGGCAGCGGAUUCAACCAGGGACUGGUGGCGCUCUCACCAGUCGACCGAGAGAUCUCGUUCUUUGACCAGAAGGAGACCGCGUCGACUUUGCUCGUCUCCGAACUGAUGAUCCUGGCGAACACGCUAGCGGGGCGGUAUUUCGCAGAAAACAACAUACCGGGCGUCUUCCGGUGCUACCAGACCCUCUCAAUGCGUGACCAAGCAGAAAGGGAAUAUGAGAACAUGAAGAGGAAAGUUAAGAAGGGCAUUCUUCCGACCACCAAGGACAUAAACAUGCUUUCUUCGCUGCUAAACUCUAGUUUCUACAGCGAAUAUCCGGCUGCUCACAGCAUGAUCGGCGCAAAACAGUAUUUAACUGUCACGUCACCGCUGCGGAGGUUCCCAGACAUCAUCAAUCAUCUGCAAAUCCAGAAAGUUUUGCGCGGUCUGCCGCUUUGUUUCACGCAAAAAGAGGUCAGUAGGCUGCUGUGGCAUAUACAAUACAGAGACGCAGUACUAAAAAGUGCUGCCUCGCAUCAGGCCUCGUACUGGACACUCAAAUACAUCAAGAAGCUCAUCCAGGACAGCCCAGACAUGAAGUUCAGCGUUAACAUAACAUCAGUGUCGCAGUUCAACAUGGUACAAUGUGCCCUUUCUGAUUUUCCAUCCGCUCGCGGAACGCUGAAGCUGAAGCCAGGCGCUACAACCGUCCCCGCGAUAGGAGACACGGUAAAAAACUGUAAGGUAGGCAAGAUUGACUGUCUCGAUGGACUGCUGGAACUAGAACUCUAA